Molecule: messenger RNA, 429 nt
Organism: Pochonia chlamydosporia 170
Lineage: Eukaryota; Fungi; Ascomycota; Sordariomycetes; Hypocreales; Clavicipitaceae
Exons: 1
Coding region: 1-429 (142 amino acids)
Source: RefSeq, a predicted model, not a curated record
AUGCAGCAACCAGACCCUCAAGCUGUACACCCAAAAUCGACACCCAUGCCCAUCUUUCGAAACCACCUUGUAACUGUCAUUGCCAAUCCGGAUCAAAGUCCGGCAUCCCAGGAAAUGCAUUUGUCGCCCGAAAACACCACGCUGCCAUCUCGUGAUAGUCCACCCUCGCCACGCAGCCCUCAACGCAACUCUCCAAGCAUUUCAUCAUUCUUGCAUCACGUUCACCAGCAUGUGAUUAUCACACCUUUUCUUCACGCUGUCACAAGCCCAUGCAGCACCAACGCGCCGCACGCGCUUUGCAUCGUGCCAGUAAUAUACCCUGGCAAGGCUUUUCAUGCUGGGCUGGCACCAGAACUUCGGCAUCAACAGUUUACCCCAGACUUGGCUCAACGUUCGACCCAGAGCAGCGGCUAUUGGACGCCUUCCUGA